AUGUUGCCAUGCACCGCUAUGAGUAGUGGCACUGCGGAUGAAUUAAAAGAAAGGGUCAGGUUGCUUCAACGCGAACUCGAAUUUAAGCGCAAACUACUAAAGAAAGUAGAAAGAAAACAUAUGCCAACUACGGGAAAGAUUCUUUUGGAAUCUAAUGCAUUGAACGACCAAAUUGAUAGUCAGGUUUCUCUUGAAGCUUCUACCCCGAAGGCGUCGAUUCAAGAACACACUCCACAAUCGUGCGGUUCUCUGGAAAGUUUAGAAUGCGUCGAUCUUUUGCAUUCAGACCCACUGCUAACCUGCAGCUCUCUGCAGCAUGAGACGUCGGUUGUGGUUCAUUUGUUGGCUGCCGCCCUAGAUUCACAUGAAUUGAUUUUAUUUUACAAUCCGAAGGGAUCCAAUCACUGUCCUGUUGUGUGGCGGAAGAAACUGAUUUCCGAUGUGACUACGUUCAUUCGUAUUUUAACACCACCAUCAUCUGGUUCCUGUGAAGCUGCUUUUGGUUUGGUCGUUGGUGAACUGUUCGAAAGUAGUAGCUCACAUCUUGUUACGUUGUACCAGUUCAGUUACGUUACCACAUGUUUGCCGUUCAUAGCAUCGCUGGUGGACGUUUCGACCUUACCAUUACCCAACCCGCACAAGUUAAAGAGCGAUCGUUGCAAAUCACUCCACUGUACCAUUUUCGGUUCUUUCGACAGCAAAAUUUGGAUUUCUCUAUUUUUGCCCGAGAGCUGUUGCCACGUACUACUUGAAGUGUUUGACGCCCGAUUUGUUUGGCGACUUAGUGACAUGAAAACAGUGGAUCUAGGUGGCCAUCAAAGUCUCUCGAACUGGUCCACUUCAAUUUCAGCCUGUUCCAUUGAUGGGAAGAAUUGGGCCCUAGUUGGAAUACAUUCCGACAGUGAUUCUGGCACAUGGCUCUAUCACCAGUGGCGUCCAGGUUGUUUUUCUGGGGACCGUGAAUCAGAAUUUGAGCUUUUGUUGAUGCCUAUCAAAUUGGCAACCGGGUUGCAUGUAACACGGACAGAAAAUCUGGUGUUUCGUCGCCUAAGCGCAGUUGCGUUGGAACGGGAUUCGGCUCGCACACUUUUGUCAGUCGUCGCGGAUGCUGUAUCUGAAUCAGGGACCAAACCAAUUUUACUGGUUGCUGUCGCUUCUGACAAACAGUGUUUAGUAUUAAGGGUAUCGGAUUUAACCCUUCCCCAAUAUUCUUCUCAACCAGCCAUCUGGUUGCUCCUACAAUUAAAGGACAGCAGAUUCAAGCAGACAAUAAUCGGUAUUACCCCAGCGGGGACAAUCCACUGUCACAAACUUCAGGUUUCCACUUGGUCUGUGAGUAGUUUACUAGAGCCCUGUGACACGGUUGUCUAUCCCAACACUUGUACAGUUAGCAUCGGUACUGAUUUCAAAUUCGGGGUUUUGCCCCUUGUACACUUUGACCAAGUUUAUUCGUUGCUAUCCCCCUUGCUCGUGACCUGCCUUUUCAAUGACAAGUCCCUCACAUUUUCUCUUGUUUGUAACACCUGA
Molecule: messenger RNA, 1527 nt
Organism: Opisthorchis viverrini
Lineage: Eukaryota; Metazoa; Platyhelminthes; Trematoda; Opisthorchiida; Opisthorchiidae
Exons: 3
Coding region: 1-1527 (508 amino acids)
Source: RefSeq, a predicted model, not a curated record